Molecule: messenger RNA, 8800 nt
Organism: Mercenaria mercenaria
Lineage: Eukaryota; Metazoa; Mollusca; Bivalvia; Venerida; Veneridae
Product: E3 ubiquitin-protein ligase trul-1-like
Exons: 14
Coding region: 81-1301 (406 amino acids)
Biological process (GO): proteasome-mediated ubiquitin-dependent protein catabolic process
Molecular function (GO): ubiquitin protein ligase activity
Source: RefSeq, a predicted model, not a curated record
UUUUAUAUUAGGAAAUACCUGAUUUCUAAAAAUAGAAAACGGUAGUCAAAAAUAAUAUUGACCAAAAAUAGAGAGAAAGCAUGGAAGGGACAGAAAGUGAUUUACCUUUAUUCGUACCUCUAGCGCCAUUGAAUGAUUACUUCCAAUGUUCAAUAUGUAUGUGCAAUCUAACAGUUUCAACAAUGACUGUAUGCGGACAUAGGUACUGUGAGAAAUGUAUCUCAGAGUGGGUGAACAGACAACAUAAAUGUCCAUGCUGUAAUCAUCCACUCACAACAAGUCAGCUGAUAAAGGAUCAUCAGUUUGAUAGCUUAAUCAGUACAAUAGGAGGUGAAAAAGAGAAGGCUGAAUCUAAAUACUUUGAGAACCUUAUCACAGAAGCUGCAAUGCCUGAAGGAGGAUCCAGUAGAAACAUGACACCUGUAGAAGCUGUACUUAAAGAACAUUUGAAGAAGGGUCUGAUGGAACAUGAAAAUUACUUUCAGACAUUGAAGAAGUCAUUUGAGACGAAGAUGACGGUACUGGAGACUACAACAGAGAAAGCUGUCAUGGAACUGAGUUCUCAUGGCCUUUCUGAUCAAGAGGUGACCCUGCAGACUCAGGAUCUGAGGAUCACGCUACAGAGACAGAAAGAAGAAUUACAUAGAGAGUUAGAUAGAUGUGCUCAAAUGGUUGCCGAGACAUAUGAUAAGUAUCUGUCAAGCCACAUUCCAAGUCUUGAUGUACUACCUGUAAAAGCUACUGUGAUAUUGGCCAGUAAAAAUAUUCAAAUACCAGACAUUGUCUUCGAUCCAACUGACAGCUUGAAGCAGGUACGAGACAAUGUUGAAUCAGCCAUGAUAAAGAAACACAAUCCAGUACAUGAAUGGCAGCAAGAUGUGAGAAUGUUCUUAUUUGGGCCAUUUGCAAAAUGUAGUGAAUGUGAGAUGGAGAAGAUUGUAAAUGACUAUCUCACCACAGGUGUACUAAUACAAGAUGUACAGGUGAUAACUGAAGGAUGUAUGCUGGGCCUACAAUAUGCAAUGAAACCAGGAAGUGUGAUACUGAUAUAUGGAACAGUGAAGUUGGAAAGUGAUCUACCAAAGAAAUGUUUUGUUGAGGUAUUCAAGAAAGGUGAUACAAGUCAACGGGUAGACUACUUCUCAUGUAAUAAUUGCUCAUUUAAAUGGAUAUGUAGGUCAUGUAUGGAAGUUUGUCACUCAGGGCAUGAUGUGGUACCUUAUAUAAUGCAGCAUCAACCAAACUGGGCCUGCUGCUACUGUCCGAAGAAGAAAGUUUGUAGAAUUCAGACCACAGGAUAACUCAUGUUACUGUCCAAAGAAGAAUUUUUUUAGAAUUCAGACCACAGGAUAACUCAUGUUACUGUCCAAAGAAGAAUUUUAGAAUUCAGACCACAGGAUAACUCCUGUUACUGUCCAAAGAAGAAAUUUUUUUAGAAUUCAGACCACAGGAUAACUCUUGUUACUCACUGUCCAGAGAAGAAAUUUUGUAAAAUUCAGACAACAGGAUACCGUGAAAUCAUUAAUAUCCACGGGGGAUUAAUUUUCGUGGAUUUCGUGGUUGAGUCAAUCCACGAAAUUUAAUCCCAACAAACAAGUAAAAUUCCUAUUCAUUUUAUGUUCAAAAGUUGAAAUCCACGAAUUCAUAUCCCCUCGAAAUUGCCAUUUUGACCAAAACCACGAAAUUUCAUGCCCAAAAUUAAAUAAUUUUACAGUAACUCAUGUUACUGUCCAAAGAAGAAAGUCAUGCUUCUCAUUUAAAAAGUGUUGCUGACUGGCUUGAUGAAGAAAAGGAUACAAGUUUCAAUUCUGUAGAAGUAAUUGAUAUAUGGCAUUGAUACUAUGAAGUUAUUAACCUUUACCCUGCUAAAUAUCUAAAAUGGACUAGUCCAUCAUUCAAUUUGGGCAGUACCAUUUAUUAUUCAAAGGGGUGUUCACUAAAAAUUUACUGACUGAAUAGCGAACAGUGCAGACCAUGAUCAGCAUGCAUGGAUGUGCAGACUGAUAUUGGUCUGCACUAGUCGCAAAGACAGAAUCACUUGCCAGCAGGCUAAUGGUUAAAAUUCGUGGGGGACUCUUUUCAUGGAUUUCUUAGUUCAUCAUAUCACGAAAUUAAAUCUUUAUUAAUGGGAAAAUUUUCCCUUGAUUAUAUGCUAAAAAAUCGAAAUCCAAAGAUUUGUGGUUUCAGAAAAUAGGUUGAUUUUGCAGAAACUACAAAAUUUUUGGCCCACAAAAUUAAAUGAUUUACGGUAUAUAUUUUAUCACCGAAAUCUCAUUUCUUUCAAUGCAGUAUUUGUGUUCUUUUGAAACUAUGUAGUAUAAAUGUUGUAAACUCCAGAAUAUCAUAAAUUUAAUUACACUUUGUUACACUUCUCCCGUUAUAUAAAGUGGGAAGACACACUGAAGACAGUAUUCAUUUAUAAGUCCUGUGAGCAUAUUCUACAAUGAUAUGUUGACACAACAAUCAGUCACUGAUCAGCAUUUAAUAAGCCUUAAUUGAGCUCCUGUUUUAAGCAUUUAGUGGCCACGAUAUCCUGUCGUGGAAGUGUCAGUUUGAAAUGAAAUUGAAUAUUUCUUUCAAUUAUUUGAUUUUUAUAAAACAUUCAGGAUAAAAGCAGCAUGUUCUUUGAAACUGUUGUUUUUUUGCUCUUAUCAAAAGAUGUUUUAUAUAUUUUUAUGUUUGUUAAAUCUGUUUAACAGUUUCAGAAAUCAUUAUAGCCUGGAAUUAUUCUAUUUUUUGCUGAUGUAUAUACACUUCGGUUAUUUUAUGGUUGAAAUAUUGUGACACCCUCUACAUUCUUUGUUAACCUUUUAGCUCCACUAUUCGGAGAAUAGGGGUGCUAUUCUACUCGCCCCGGGCGUGGGCGUGAGCUUUCUUGGUUAAAGUUUUUCGUCAACCUUUGUUUUUAGCUCACCUGUCACAUAGUGACAAGGUGAGCUUUUGUGAUCAACCUUCGUCCGUCGUCCGUGCGUCAGUCCGUCCGUCUCGUGCGUCCGUGCGUCCACAAUUUCUUGUCUGCACGAUAAUGGUUUCAUUUAUGAUUUUAUUUUAACCAAACUUGCACACAACUUGUAUCACCAUAAGUUCUCGGUUCCUUUCUUAAACUGGCCAGAUCCCAUUAUAGGUUUCAGAGUUAUGGCCCCUGAAAGGGCCAAAAUUAGCUAUUUUGACAUUGUCUGCACAAUUGCAGCUUUAUUUAUGAUUUGAUUUUUACCAAACUGGCACACAACUUGUAUCACCAUAAGAUCUUGGUUCCUUUCUUGAACUGGUCAGUUUCCAUUAUGGGUUCCAGAGUUAUGGCCCCUGAAAGGGCCAGAAUUAGCUAUUUUGACCUUGUCUGCACAAUAGCAGCUUCAUUUAUGAUUUUAUUUUAACCAAACUUGUACAUAAGUUGUAUCACCAUAUGAUCUUGGUUCCUUUCUUGAGCUGGCCAGAUUCCAUUAUGGGUUCCAGAGUUAUGGCCCCUGAAAGGGCCAGAAUUAGCUAUUUUGACCUUGUCUGCACAAUAGCAGCUUCAUUUAUGAUUUGAAUUUAAUCAAACUUGCACAAAACUUGUGCCACCAUAAGAUCUCGGUUGCUUUCUUGAACCGGCCAGAUCCCGUAAUGGAUUCCAGAGUUAUGGCCCCUGAAAGGGCCAAAAUUAGCUAUUUUGACCUUGUCUGCACAAUAGCAGCUUCAUUUAUGACUUGAUUUUAACCAGUCUUGCACAAAACUUGUAUCAUCACAAGAUCUUGGUUCCUUUCUUGAACUGGCCAGAUUCCUUCAUGGGUUCCAGAGUUAUGGCCCCUUAAAGGUCCAAAAUUGGCUAUUUUGGCUUUUGCAGCCAUAUAGAGACUUCAUUUAUGGUUUUAUUAGCUCGACUAUUCGAAGAAUAGUCUAGCUAUUCUACUCACCCUGGCGUCGGUGUCGGCGUCGGUGUCGGCGUCGGUGUCACACCUUGGUUAAGUUUUUGCAUGCAAGUACAUACAGCUAUCAUUUAAAGGCAUAUAGCUUUGAAACUUAUUUAUUCUUUUUCUAGGUCAAUUACCAACCUCACUGGGUCAAGUUCCAUAACCCUAACAUGUAUUUUGAGCAAAUUAUGCCCCCUUUUGGACCUAGAAAAUUCUGGUUGAAGUUUAACAUGCAAGUUACUGUCUCCAAAACUAAUGCAGAUAUUGAAUUGAAACUUCACAUGUGUCUUCAGGGUUAUAAAACUAGUUGAUAGCACCAAGUCCCAUAACUCUGACCUUCAUUUUGGCCAAAUUAUGCCCCCUUUUGGACUUAGAAAAUUCUGGUUAAAGUUUUGCGUGCAAGUACAUACAGCUAUCAUUUAAAGGCAUAUAGAUUUGAAACUUAUUUUUUCUUUUUCUAGAUCAAUUACCUACCUCACUGGGUCAAGUCCCAUAACUCUGACAUGUAUUUUGGCCAAAUUAUGCCCCCUUUUGGACUUAGAAAAUCCUGGUUAAAGUUUUACAUGCAAGUUACUAUCCCCAAAACUAAUGCAGAUAUUAAAUUGAAACUUAACAUGUGUCUUCGGGGUUAUAAAACUAGUUGAUAGAAUCAAGUCCCAUAACUCUGACAUGUAUUUUGGGCAAAUUAUGCCCCCUUUUGGACUUAGAAAAUCCUGGUUAAAGUUUUGCAUGCAAGUACAUACAGCUAUUACCAAAAGGCAUAUAGCUUUGAAACUUAUUUAUUCUUUUUCUAGGUCAAUUACCAACCUCACUGGGUCAAGUUCCAUAACUCUUAACAUGUAUUUUGAGCAAAUUAUGCCCCCUUUUGGACUUAGAAAAUUCUGGUUAAAGUUUUACAUGCAAGUUACUAUCUCCAAAACUAAUGCAGAUAUUGAAUUGAAACUUAACAUGUUUCUUCGGGGUUAUAAAACUAGUUGAUAGCAUCAAGUCCCAUAACUCUGAUAUGCAUUUUGGUCAAAUUAUGUCCCCUUUCGAACUCAAAACUCUUUUGAGUAAUAAUUUCCUGCUUCUGUGACAAUAUUUCAAAUAGUCGAGCUUGGCUGUCUUAUGGACAGCUCUUGUUUGAUACAAACUUCCAAAAUAUCUUCAACAACAAUAAAUGUUGGAUUCCAUGACAAAUCAGAUCCAUUCGUAGGUUCCAGAGUUAUUUUAUAUCUGAUUACCUCCCCUGAUCGUAAUCAAAAUGGAUUUAUAUCAGUAAGUACUUAUAGGACUUAUUUGAAAUUUCAUUAUUGUCAUUAGUUAGACUGAGCCAAUGAGGGUAGAUAACUAUGGACUGAUUUUAUGUCAAAUUACCUCCCUUUAUUUCAAAUUAAAAUUGGUAUAUCUCUGUAACUAAUGAAGAUACUGAUCUGAAAUUUCAUUUAUGUCAACAGAUUUAUUUGGCAGAUCCUUCUUUUGUUAACUGACAAUCAUUUUGUUUUUUUAAUUACUUCCCUUUUACGUUACUAUAAAUAGCUUGUUUUUAGUAACUUUUUUAUUAUUGGCCGUAGGGAAAACCCGAGACCACUUUUCUGUGGUACAACAUGGAUGGUACCUCCAAUUUUUAGGUGUAUUUUGACAUAUCUGUACCUUGUAAGAAUUUUUUUUUUCUUUUUGGUUUAAUUUCUUCUCUUUGUUGUUCCUGUCCUUUGGACUUAUAUAUUUUUUCUGAGGACCUUCUUGUCCUCAAGUGCAAUGAUAACAGGUGAGCGAUAUAGAGCCAAUUCAUGGCCCUCUUGUUCUUUGUUACUAUUGCUUAUAUCUUGCUGUAACUUCACAUUAACAUUGUUCAGCAUGCAAACAAAGUAUGUGCAGGGGCUGGGUCCAUUAUACCCAGAUCAAGGUCACCAAGGUGUUAUACUUGGGUUAUUUUUAGGGUUAAAGUUUUUCGGCAACCUUUGUUUUUCUGUCAUAUCUUUGUUACUAUUGCUUAUAUCUUACUGAAGGGUCAUUUAAACAGUGCCUUGAUCUGUAAUCUUGUAUUUGGCUCUCAUGGGUUUUGCCAGGCCAUACCAUACAAGGCGCAAGUGCCUUUUUUUCUGGACCUGCCCAAAAUACAACAGUGUAGAUUAAGGUACUGCUGUGAAAACCCUAUUCUAUAUUAAAUAUGAAAUACUGUUGAAAAUUGGUGUUAACGCCCACUCUAUCCCCCACUAUUACACAAUGAUAGAGGAUAUAGUCAGGAAGUGCAUUGUACAAGAACCAUAACUCUGUAUUUAUUUAUCCCCCCACCAAAGGUGAAGGGGAUAUUAGAAAUGCUCUCCGUCCGUGCGUCCGUCUGUCGUCCGUCCGUCCGUCCGUGCGUCCGCAACGAUAUUUGUCCGGAGCAUAACUCCAAAAGUACUUGAGGGAUUUUCUUCAAACUUCAUACACUGAUAGAACACAUUGGGAGGAAGUGCAGUGUGCAAGAACAAUAACUCUACCUUGCCUAUUUUUUGAGUUAUUCCCCUUUAUCUUAUUUUCUUAAAAAAAUUUGUCCGGAGCAUAACUCCAAAAGUACUGGAGGGAUUUUCUUCAAACUUCAUACACUGAUAGAACACAUUGGGAGGAAGUGCAGUGUGCAAGAACAAUAACUCUACCUUGCCUAUUUUUUGAGUUAUUCCCCUUUAUCAUAUUUUCUUAAAACAUUUUGUCCGGAGCAUAACCCAAAAAGUACUGGAGGGAUUUUCUUCAAACUUCAUACACUGAUAGAACACAUUGGGAGGAAGUGCAGUGUGCAAGAACAAUAACUCUACCUUGCCUAUUUUUUGAGUUAUUCCCCUUUAUCAUAUUUUCUUAAAGAACUUUGUCCGGAGCAUAUCUUCUUCAUGCAUGGAGGGAUUUUGAUAUAUCUUGGCACAAAUGUUUACCACCACGAUGCAGAGUGUCAUACGCAAGAACUAGGUCCCUAGGUCUAAGGUCAAGGUCACACUUAGAGGUCAAAGGAUACAAGAAUAAAAACCUUGUCCGGAGCAUUUCUUCUUCAUGCAUUGAGGGAUUUUGAUAUAACUUGGCACAAAUGUUUACCACCACGAGACGGAGUGUCAUGCGCAAGAUCCAGGUCACUAGGCCUAAGGUCAAGGUCACACUUAGAGGCCAAAGGUCAGAUACAAGAAUGACUUUGUCCGAAGCAUUUCUUCUUCAUGCAUGGAGGGAUUUUGAUGUAACUUGGCACAAUUUAUACACCAUCAUGAGACGAAGUGUCAUGCGCAGUUCCCUUCUUUAGAAUUACUUCCCUUUGUUGUUACUUUAAAUAGCUUUUAUUGUAACUUUUUCAUUACUAGUCGUAGGGAAAAAUCGAGACCACUUUUCUGUAGUACAACAAACAUGCUAAAUCCAAUUUUGAGGUGUAUUUUGACCAGUCUCUUCCUGAUGAAGAUUUUUGUGUGGACUUGCAAUUUUUUUUUUUUUUUUUUUUUUUUUUUAUAAAGAUUAACUUCCCUUAGUUGUUACUAUAAAUAACUUAUAUUGUAACAUUUUUAUAAUUGACCCUAGGGAAAAAACAAGACCACUUUUCUGUGGUACAGCAUGGAUGUUACUCUCCAGUUUUAGGUGUAUUUUAUUAAUUUUAUUAUAUAUAAGGUAUCUCUACCUAGUAAGGAGUUUUUUUGUGGACUUUAAAAAACAAAAGACUUACAAUGAUUACUAAACAACCACAAAAUUAACAUUCCAUUUGCAAAUACAGCUGCUAGAGUAAAGAAAUUUGCUUUGACGGGCAUAUAUUGUGACAUUCUGGCACUCUUGUUCCCUGUUAGCUUUCCAUUCCUUCUUUUUACAGUAGCCAUAUAGAAAAACAUCAUAGUUAUACUCUUCAUGAAAAUUAAUAAAAUUUAGCAGUAAACCACCUCACUACUGACUUAUUCUUUCUUCCACAUCUUAAAACCCCUGAUGCGGACCACAUCCUUCAAUUAUGAUAUGCCCGGUGGGGGGAUUAGCCAUGUCUGACAUGGCUCUUGUUACUUGUUAUUUUUGAAUUACCUCCCUUAAUCCAAUUUUACAUUUUUAAUAGUCCACGGAAAACUUAAAAGUUUUCAAACUAAAUACAAGGAAAGACGACAAUAAAGGGGAGGGUUUGGAGAACCAUAGCUAUACUAACUCUGCUUUUUUCUGUGUUUCAGUUAAUAUCCCAUCCUAUAAUGUUCUCAUUAUAGACUUAAGAAAUGCAGUGAAUGAGUAUGGUUCAUACAUACCCCAUGUUUGAAUGAUGUCCUUUUGUGACAUUAAUUGUUUUAUGAAAGACAACCGAAGUAUUAUUAAAGAGAUUUAAGUUGCAUUCAUACAUUAAUAGGGGGCAUUGAAAAGUGCAUGAACCAUAAUUAUUUCGUCUGUCAUUCCCAUUUGUUAUUUUGGUCCAUCAUGACUUUAGUUGGUUAUGAACUUUAUAGAGAAAACUUCGAUAGCAGUAUGUUAUUAAAACGAUUACCAGUUAAACAUUGAAAAAUGAUUUGACGGACAAGGUCCUCCAAGUAUAGUUUUCAUUUUCAAACAAUAAUGAUAGUACUAGUAAAAAUCGGUAUAACUUGAGAUAAACUGAAGGUGUGAUCAUUUGAAACGGAUAUACGCGUUGAUAAAAUGGUAACACUGUCUUGAUAUUAAGCUAGGGUUCGUGAGUUCGAACCCUUGCUGUUUUAAUUAGAUAUCACUAACAGUAGAAUAAGAGUCCUUACACCGCGAAAGAACCAGGAAAUUCUGAAAUCGGAACUUCCUCUGUAACUUGCACAAUCCUCCCACGUAAAUUACUGACAUUCAUAUGUAGGAGUCGCCGACAUAUGUGUUUCCAGUGGCGUUUGUAAUUAAGUUUAACUACAAACAAACAAGUAAUUAAUAUUUUUGUUGACAUUGUUUACCAUGAUAUUUUUUGUUAAUAAAAUUUAUUGUAAUGUAGUGUU